AUGAAGCUCCUCAUCCUCACCACCCUCCUCCCCACCACCCUCGCCACCCUCGACCCAAAAACCCUAAACCCAACCCACCUCUCCCUCCUCUCCGUCCUCCGAACCGGCAUACCCUCCUCCUUCUCCGCCGCGCUCCCAACCGCCAGCCAAGACCCGCAGUGGUACAUCGACCUCCCGCUUGACGUCAAAGAGCUGCUCCCACAGCUGUACCCCUUGUCCACUUCUACGUCCACUUCUCCAUCUCCAUCCGCCUCGACUGCGGCCGUGAGCGACGUCCCGCAGUUGCUUGAGAGCGAAACACCAACGUCGACGACCACACAACGCCUCACUUCGCGGACUACGACGGUUGUUACGAGGACGGUGGGGCGUGGGAAUGCGGGUACGGGUAUAGGUACGGGUAUAAGUGGGGGUGUGAAUGGGACGGGUGGUCUGGCUACGUCUACGUCUAGUUCGACGGCGACGGAGACGGCGGUGCCGUCUGGAUUGUUUUCCGCGGGCGCUGGGAGGGCGGUUGGGGUGGAGGUUUGGGCUGGGGUUUGCUGGGUUGGGGUUGGGGUUGGGUUUUUUGCUUUUGCGUAG
Messenger RNA from Dothidotthia symphoricarpi CBS 119687, 579 nucleotides. RefSeq lists its product as uncharacterized. The coding region runs from base 1 to 579 and encodes 192 amino acids. The record is from RefSeq and is a predicted model, not a curated record. The transcript has a single exon. NCBI's taxonomy places the organism in Eukaryota, Fungi, Ascomycota, Dothideomycetes, Pleosporales, Dothidotthiaceae.